Molecule: messenger RNA, 1938 nt
Organism: Gloeophyllum trabeum ATCC 11539
Lineage: Eukaryota; Fungi; Basidiomycota; Agaricomycetes; Gloeophyllales; Gloeophyllaceae
Exons: 3
Coding region: 268-1548 (426 amino acids)
Source: RefSeq, a predicted model, not a curated record
UUCCUAUCCGGGCGUUCUUCUCAUCGGGAGUAAUGGGCGAUUGAUUGGGGGUUCUGGCUUGCGCUGGAUUUUCCCGACCUCGAGGCCGGCUUGAUGAUAUUCUGACCCUGGCUUCUGCUUCCAAGUCGCUCCUUUCUUUUGAGCUAAACGUCGACGUGUGCGGGCACACCUCGACCCUCCUCUCUCUCCUUUGCGACUCCUCUCCUUUGUCCGCCCUUUGUCCUGCGCAGACGCCCGACGGCGACGGAACGCGACCACGAGCGAACAAUGGCGACCCCGCGAGCACACCGAGCGCGCGCGCCCACCGCGCCCCGCGACCACCAGCGUCUCCCGCACCGCCCGAGCCCUCUGAACACACCACAGGACAAAGAGAGACAUCACGGCCUCCCGACCAGCCCGAAGCAGUUCCUCGCGCCGCCAGGCACCGAUGAAAGAAACUCGCGCUGGUCCGACGUGAUCCCGCCGCAGACCGGGCUCACCUUUGCCGCGAUCUGGGACCCGGACGACGGCAUGGUCACCUUCUCCGGGCCCGAGCUGCGCAAGUUCCCCGCCGAGGGCGACGCCAAGUCCUUCGACCAGCCGUCCACCGUCGACGCCCAGUCCCAGGUGCUCACCAUCGACCGCCUCGCGCUCCCCGCCACCGUCCAGAACUCCGCCGUCUGGGCGCUCGAGGCCGAGUCCGGCCCGCUCACGUUCGCCUGCGACGCGCUCAUGGACAUGGACGGCUACCUCGGCGCGUUCCACGGGCCCGCCGUCAAGUCGCCCGGCGCCGCGUUCCACGUCCAGCUCCCGCAUCCGAACCCGAGGUCCGAGGCGAGCUCGCUCCGCAAGUCGCUGUUCCGCAAGCUGCCGAAGGAGGCCAGGGAGAGCUUUGACUGGAACGCGGUCGCGAGGCUCGACGAGAAGCUCCUGCGCCAGCCCCAGGCCGCGUUCGCGGACGCGUGCAUGAACGGCGAGCUCUCCCCGCCGACGUCGCCCACCCGCAGCAAGCAUCGCUCCAAGCGCAACACGAUCGGCGACGAGGGCUUCUGCGAGGGCGGCCGCACCUGCGUCUCCUCGCCCCUCCCGGACUCGGCCGUCAUCGUGGAGAUGAACAUGAGCUCGAAAUUCUCGAUGACCACCACUUCGACGUCGAACUACGUCGAGGUCACCGAGCCGGGCUCCCCAUCCGACGACGAGGACAACGCGGACAGCGCGUCCUGCUCCUCCUGGUCAACCGUGACACCACCCGACGCGAUCGAGUACCUCACCUCCAGCGCGCGCGCGCUCGCCAACCGGCGGCGCACUCUCAAAAAGCGGCGCACGCGCGACCCCAACGUGCCCGCCAGCCCCAUCGAAGUGCUCUCGCGCGAAAAGUACAACUACGCCGUGCCGCCGCCGCCCGAAGUGCCAAAGGCGGAGAACAGCAAUCACAUCAGGCAGCCGUCGCUGCGGGUGAAGAAGGCCGUAAGGUCGGCGCUGGACGGGAUCCAAAAGUGCCGCAGGCAGGACGACGAGCGCUGGGUCGAGGUCGAGGUCAAGCAGAUGGUCGUCCAGAAGCUGCUAUAACCGCUGCACUCGACAUUUAGUAUUGAUUUUUCUCUUAUCUUUGUUUUCGGUCUUCGAUCUUCUUUGUUGCUGGCCUCGCUUGUUUGUUAUGCACCACCCUAGAGCGCCGAUUCGCACUCACGACUGGACACGAACGCUCGCUCCCCGCUCCUUACAUUGUCCUAAUUAUCGCGCUGCCUGCGGCGCUCUGUAAUUCUCACGAACACUCCAUCUCCUCCUACCCCUGACGAGCCACCUACGGACCCGCUACGUCUCUUACCCCUGCUCUUGUACCUCUGCUUUCGGUUUGAAUCCUCGCGGUUGGGUUUCCGGCAAAUGUAAUACUACGAUACUGUACCUGCUCGUCACAUCUACCUCCAGGGUCUCUAUAUAUAAACGCAUUCCCGACCU